CCACGCCCACUCAUUACGCAAUUACGUACGAAGCGUCCACGCGCUCAACAAGGAAACUUCAGUGUCCUCCGCGCGCGCCCACUGACUCUCCACGGUCAAAGCGGUUUGGCUAGCUUUCACUGUUGGGUUUGCCGAGAUGGUUGUCCUUUCCAAAGAGUAUGGAUACGUGGUUCUGACAGGCUUCGCCAGCAUGAUCAUGGUGGGACACCUGGCUGUCAAAGUUGGCAAAGCUCGGAAGAAGUACAACGUCCCGUAUCCUAAGAUGUACAGCGAUGACCCAGAAACUGGGGUCAUCUUCAACUGCAUCCAGCGAGCUCAUCAGAACACCCUGGAGCUUUACCCCGCCUUUCUUUUCUGCCUUGCAGUGGGCGGCUUGCAUUGUCCUCGCCUUGUCAGUGGAUUAGGAAUGGUGUGGAUCGUAGGUAGAGAAGUGUAUGCGCAUGGCUACGCUACAGGAGACCCCAAGAAAAGGAUGAGGGGGGCGUUCGGGACCUGGGCUUUACUGGGAAUGAUGCUGACCACUCUCCGCUUCGGGACCCACAUGCUGGGCUACGACGGACCACGGUUCGGACCCUUCCGUCGGCUUCAGGCGUAAAACCGAGAAUGAAUGCACUAUUAUGCUCUAAUAGCACAAUCAUUUAAUCCUUUGAUGACACUUUUACUAUUGUAUGUCCUAUGAAUGUUUGAGCAGAGAGAUGUUUAAUUGAAGUCAGCUGAUUCGACCAGUUCCUAACAACAGAAAAAAAAAGGAACUGCCUGUUUAGAGAUCAGCAGGGGAUCCUUUGACUUCCUAAAUGCCUUUCUACACUCAAAGUGAUGCCUUUUCUUUAUAAUUCAUCAACCUGAACAACAAGAGUUUUGACAUUAUGCAUAGCUGAAAACAAGUAAAAUGUAACUUUUUAAAUAAAAAAAUCUCCAUGACUGCCUC
Messenger RNA from Oryzias latipes (Japanese medaka), 928 nucleotides. It is a transcript of the gene mgst3a, whose product is annotated as microsomal glutathione S-transferase 3a. The record is from RefSeq and is a predicted model, not a curated record. Gene Ontology annotation, molecular function: glutathione peroxidase activity; glutathione transferase activity. Gene Ontology annotation, cellular component: membrane; endoplasmic reticulum; nuclear envelope. Lineage: Eukaryota; Metazoa; Chordata; Actinopteri; Beloniformes; Adrianichthyidae.